Messenger RNA from Aspergillus terreus NIH2624, 876 nucleotides. RefSeq names its product sulfotransferase family protein. The coding region runs from base 1 to 876 and encodes 291 amino acids. The record is from RefSeq and is a predicted model, not a curated record. Lineage: Eukaryota; Fungi; Ascomycota; Eurotiomycetes; Eurotiales; Aspergillaceae. The transcript has 2 exons.
AUGGACUGGCUCCUAGAGAAAAUCUUCACCGUCCCCCAACCUCCACCCAGGGUCCGAACCAAACCAAUGCAAGUGAUCUGCGUCGGGCUCUCCAGAUCCGCAACAGAAAGCCUGAGAGUCGCCCUUGAACAGCUAGGAUUUACUCCCUAUCACGGCUGGGAUCUGGUGUACGAAAAAGACAUCGGCUACAUCCAAGGCUGGACGCAGCUGCAGCGUCGAAAAUGGGAGGGCCCACCUGACGGAGAUGUCAACAUCACCGCUGAGGAUUUCGACGUCCUUCUCGGCCAUGCUGAUGCAGUCGUCGAGACUCCGGCCUGGUUCUUCGCGUCGGAGAUGAUCCAGGCCUAUCCGGAUGCGAAGGUCGUUCUCAACCUUCGACGGGACCUCGACGCGUGGCAUCGGAGUGUGAUGAAAUCGCUCGUGGAAGAAGUCGAAGACCGGUGGUCGGCCCAGAUCCUGAAGCGGCUGACUGCGUCGUUCUUUUGGAAAUCCAAGUUCUUCUACCAGUAUGGCUUCCGGCUGGGCUUCCGGACUCCGUUUCCGGGGUGGCUGCGGCCAGGUCUUGCUUGCAAUGGCAAAUGGGUAUAUCGAGAACACUGUAAUAUGAUCCGAGGGCUCGUUCCCAAAGAUCGUUUGUUGGAGUGGAGUGUUGAGGAUGGGUGGGAGCCGCUAUGCGAGUUCCUGGGCAAGCCAUGUCCCGAUGGGCCUUUUCCGAAUUCGAAUUCCCUAGCUGAGUUCAAAGCGCGUCUGGAUGGUUUGGUGAAGGACCAGGCCAUUCUGGCGCUUCGAAAUUUGCUGGUGCUCACCACAUCUCUGGCAGCGUUGACAAUAGCUGUAGUGUUUGGAUCGAGGGGUGGGCUUCUUAGACUGCAUUGA